CUUUUGUUGAUAUCAGAAAUAUGAAAUGGUGGUGUGAUAACGAGAGACGUCAGAAAAUACUUUUAGCUAUUGCUGUUGGAAUGGAAAGUGUAAAUUUAUACGUUUAGAAGUUAUACGUGAAUCGUGAAUUGAAUGGAUCUCAUUAUAUUUCUGAUUGUAUUGCAGAUCUGAAACGGACAUUAAAGUAUCAUUCUAUCAUUCACAUCCCAGUGAGUUUCUCCUGUGGUCUCCAUGUCACUCCCUAGCAUGCCUCUUUUCCACGUCAUUUUUCAAACCUAACACUAGAAUUUUACGCGCUCUUUCUUCGAUAGCGUAAACUAAUUUCCUAAAAAACUAUAAUAUAUCAUCUUCACCCCAAGUUUUUCCAUCAACAAUGCCUGUCUCCCGGCCUCCCACAAGAUUUGCCCACACCAAUGGUCACACGGACCUUUGUUACUCUGAUGAUGGACAGCAUAUUCUCACAAGUGGAUCAGAGGGUGAUAUCAGAAUAUGGACAAGUCCAACUGAUGACAACCAGUUUGAUAAAUGCAUAGGGGAUGUCGUCUUUGCAGUUGCUCAGAAGUGUGGGAAGAUUUAUGUUGGUGCUGAUAACAACAGUGUCCAGAUUUUUACUUAUCCUGCUGCAGAACUGGAUGGUAUGCUCACCCGUUUCACCGCUCCUGUCACUCACAUUAGUGUUACUCCUGAUGGAAAAUUUGUCGCUGCAUCCUCACGCGAUAUGCAGGUUCAUGUUUGUAACACAACUACAGGCACAGUGACAACAUUUACCGGUCAUGUUGCUCCAGUUUUGAGUGUGGCUAUGGAUCCUCGCCAUGAAUAUGUCGUAUCAUCGAGUUGUGAUGGGAGUGUCAGAGUUUGGAACAUAGCAGAUCGGACUGUUGUAAAAAAAUGGGAGGAUGUUCUUCCGGCGAGCAAAUCUUUCACGCUAUCCAGGACGCUCUGUCGAAUGUCAUGGCAACCAGUCAAAGGAUACUAUUUGGCUGUUCCAUUUGGAGAGGAAAUUCAUAUUUUUGAUCGGAAAGUAUGGGAAAAAAAAUUCACCGUGACCAGUUCGAUCAUGUCAUCCCAGUUAUUUUCGAUUUGCGCCUGGUCUCCAGACGAACAGUUUUUGGCUGCUGGAACAACAAAUGGUGAUAUUUUAUUUUGGAGUCUGAAAAAAGGGAAAGUGACUGAAAUUAGUUCCCAGAAGAAGAAAGGCUCCUCUGUUUGUGGGUUGACCUGGAAUCCAGAUAUCGAAAAGAAAGAGUUAGCCUACAGUGACACAGAAGGUCAUUUUGGAGUUGUCGAGAACUGUUGCUCAGAGGAAAUUCUAGCAUCUGAUUUUGAGAUGGAAGAAGAGCUGAACAUGAAAGCUGCUGGUAGGGAGAAAAAUAAACUCAAGGAAAGUGGUGUCGAAGAUCUUUUCUCUGAGCCCCUUGAAUUUGAUGAUGAUGAAGAAGACGAGAAUGAUAUAUCCCUUGAUAAGAUCAAGUCACAGUACCCACUUGAAGAAGAUGCAUUGAGCACCAAAGAUGCACCCUCUGUUCGGGAGGGAAGCGAAAGCAGGCUAUCAAACAUCAGCGCUGUUGAAAAGCCUAUUCUUCCUCAGCUGUACCUGCAGGCACCUUUCCAGCCGUCAUCCACCCCGCUUCACCUGAACCACCGCUUCAUGUUGUGGAACAAUGUUGGUACCCUCUAUCAUUACAAUACUGAAGAAGAAAAUGCCAUUCAAGUUGAAUUUCAUGAUGCAGAAUUUCAUCAUCACUUUCGAAUUGACAAUAUUCUUGGUCAUCAUAUAGCUGCACUGAGUGAGCAUGCUUUAGCCCUGGCUUGUGAAAGUCAGAAUGAUACGGCUAGCAAACUUGUAUGUGUGCUGCUGAAAGCGUGGGAUGGCAGCAAAGAGUGGAGUGUAGAGUUACCGGGUGAAGAGCAAGCGGUCAGCGUGGCAGCAGGAGACAGUUGGGUAGCUGUUGCAACUGAUGCCAGGAUUCUGAGGAUCUUCAGUCUAUCCGGUUGUCAAAAGCAAAUCAUCUCCAUACCAGGACCGACCAUUUGCAUGGCCGGUCAUGGCAGAAAACUUGUGGUCGUCUAUCAUGGUGGAACACCAAUUCCAGAUGACCAAGCCUUGAGCUACAUAGUUUAUGACACAGACAGGCUUUAUUCAAGCUCCUUAUCGCAACCUCUACCAAUAGCUCCCAAGUCUGAACUGCGGUGGUUAGGCUUCACAGAUGAAGGCUCAGUUUGCAUUACAGAUUCCUCCGGCAUGCUAAGAAUUUUAGUUAACCGUACUACCUGGCAGCCGAUUUGUAAUGUUGAUGCACAGACCAAAAACAAACUUGAUCAUUAUUUUGUUUUAGGUGUAAGUGAGACUAGUAGGAAGAUUAGAUGCCUACUUUGUAAAGGAGCUAUAUACCCUCGCACAACGCCCAAACCAAUUGUCACUGAAAUUUCCUGGCAAAUUCCUUUAUGCGAAGUUGAUUGUGAGAAAGGACAGUUGGAAGAUAAAUUAUGGCAAUUAAUCCUAGUCAAACGUAAUUUAGAGGCUCUUGGAACCUUAGGUGGCUCAUACCUAGAUGCAAAGAAAAUGAUCAGCAAAGACAUCUUGACAAGUGGCCUCAAGCUUUUUGCCUUGGCAUGUAAAAAUGAUUCCGACAUGCGAGCAUUAGAAGUUGUUGAAAUGAUUGGAGACCCAGUGUUCAAUAAUUUAGCGAUUAAGUACGUUGAAAAUAGAGGAAAAACUAGUUUGAUCAGUCGGUUAUCUGAACUAGAUUGUAGGAAUUUGAAGCGAGAGAGAUCCCCAUCUCCAGACUUUCAAAGGCAAAAUCGAUCUACAAACUCAGUCCAUCGUAACUCUCUAAGGGAGCCACCAUCUGUAAAUAUAGCAAACAAUGAACUAUCUCAGGAUGUUUUUGGUGAGGAAAACGAUGAAAAUCGGGAAGACAAUUUGAUCGUUGCGUAUAAAAAGAGGAAAGCUGCGGAGAGCCUUUCAUCAGGCAUAUCUCCAUCACCACAAAUUAUCAAUCCAUUUAAAAAGAAGAAUGUAAGCGGAGGAAAUGAAGGUCUAGAUGCCUUGGAUGUCGUCAAGAAAAAAGAACCUGUCCCCAAAAAUAGCUUCAGCCUUGACAAAAAAAUGUCAAUGCGCAAAACGAAAAAAGAUGCUGAUGCAGCAAAACCAAACAAAAAAAUCACAUUUCUGGAAUGGUUUGAAAGUGAAAAAUCGAAUUUACAAGAAGAAUUUCCAGAGCUUGACCUAUCAGAGUUAUCAAAGACUGCAAUGAAACGAUUCAAAGCCUUGAAGUCCUCAACGCAAUUAGAAAAAGCUAGUCAAAAUUCUACGAAAGAACGAGACUUGAAAUCGUUUUUCUCUUUCGCCUCGUCUCAAAGUACUAUUCAGCCUGAAGAGUCUCAGGGAACAAUCAAUGAUACAGAGAUGAGUGAAGCACCCAUGUCUGAUGCAACAAUGUAUGAGACUCCACUAUCAGAAGACAUCAGUGUAGAAUAGAGUUAUUUAUUCAACGUGUAAUUUAAUUAGGAAUCGUGUAAAUAUCAAACAUUCUGUAAAUUAUGUACUACGCCUUCCCUUUUUUUUAUCUUUAAAUUGUUCAAUUUCUUUUUCUUCUUUUUUUAAUUGCUGAUUGCAGAAUUAGAUUGAUUAGAUUAGAAAAAGCUUGUUAUCUCAGUUCUUUUUAAUUAUACUUUUUUAAAUUAUUAGCCAUUUUUUUUAUGGUUACAGACGUCACUGGCAAACCUUAUGAACGUCACCAAGUCAGAAAAAUGUAGGUAAUUAAUGCAGUCAAUUUUGGGAUUUUAAGUUGCUAAAUCGUAGCCAAGCCACAAAUAAAGCAGGUUUAAUGUUCAAAGACAGGUUUUCGUCUGCAUUUUACUUCAUUCUCUCCAUUUCUGCCCAGACUACUAUCAAUUUUGACACUAUCUGCUUUGUAUACCCUUAGGUUAAAGGAAAUCAAAGAAUUGUUUGGAAAGAAAAAUUGAUGCAAUUAAACUUUAAACAAAAGAGAACAUACAUGUAGAUGUUAGUCCCAAAUGUAAAUGAACCAUCCAUUUGAAUGACUGAUACACUGGUAAUAUGUUUGGUUAAGAAAUAGGGACUGAAGUGGAAAGCAGAAAUAUAAAUAUUCCCAUAAAGAUUUCCAUGUCGGUUUGCAAGGAAUAAACUAUUGCAAAAGAGAUUUCUAGGUAAAAAACAAAAUUAAGGUGUAUAAGCUAAUGGGUGUGAGGCGACCGUUUUGUUACAAAUGUCACCAAAAUUUUUUUUCAGUUCCAGCAGAAGAUUCCAUGAAUGGCUCAGUAAGUGAGUAAAACUCAAGCAUGAUCUCACCUUCACCAUGUUUGAAAAAAGUAUCACUUCGUGAAAUGAUAGUACAUAUUUCAACUUUUACAACGUUUCUGUUACAGAAGUCAGACUUUUCAACUGGUUGUAGAUACCUGGAAAACUCAUUCAGUAGAUUUGUCUCAAUUUCUAAACUUGCAUGAGAAGAAAGUGGAGUGUCUAUUCUUGCUGUCAACAUAUUUUGGAUUUGGCUGAUACAUUAGCUUAUCAGAAUUUCAAGCAUCAAUUUGGGCAUCAAAUUACACACCACAUCACAGUACCCAACAAUAAAUAUGCAAAAAAUUGAAAGUAAAAUCGCCUUUAUAAGUAUCUCUUAUUUUAAUUAUAAAGAUAGUUUAUUUUUUUAGGUAGGAAACUUUUUAGAAAGUUGCUUUUGGGGAAGGAAACUUUUAAGCGCAUUGUUUUAUAUGCUGGAAGUCUUUCAAGCGCGCUUCUUUUGGGGAAGGAGGGUGUUAAGUGAAUUGUUUCAGGUAGAGGUGCAAUUAUAGCAAAAUAACAAAGUUUGGGGAAGGCAAAUUAUGAAUUAUGAGGAAGGCUAGGAACUUUCUGCACCCCUGGACGUUACAUGGUUCACUGUCAGAAUGCUCUUUCAAACUAAACGUAAAGAGAGCUUACCGCGGAUUCAUUUUGGCGAAUAAUCUUCAAAUGUUGUAAUUUCCUCAGAUAUUGAAUGUCCGACCAACUUAAAAAAUGGUAUUGGUCUAGAAAAUAAAUAAGUGAGAAUUAAUACAAUUUUGUAGAGGAAAACACAUUGUAACUAGCGCUUGUCAUAAUUUUUAUAAGACAUAUCAGUGAAAAUUUUGUGAAUUAGAUGGGCCCAUUGAAGUAAAGGAGGUCCAUCUGAGAGGAAAAACUCUCUUUGGAACUGCUUUUAUUUGAUGGAAUUUGCUUAUGAAAGGAGCUGUUUCAAGAGGAAAAAUCAUUGCAGAUAGAUUUGUUUUGGAUAAGUAGGUCCAAAUAUGAUUGUCAUUGAAAGCAUUUUUUCUAACAUUGCAAGAAGAGAUGUAAGUUUUUUUUUAAUUUCGCCAUCAACUUUUAAUUCUUGAAGUAUCUUAAUUAAUUUCAAAAGUUGGUUUCUUCACAAAAAUUAUACACCACAGAUUUCGUGGAAGUAAACAA
Molecule: messenger RNA, 5446 nt
Organism: Bemisia tabaci
Lineage: Eukaryota; Metazoa; Arthropoda; Insecta; Hemiptera; Aleyrodidae
Gene: Ctf4
Product: Chromosome transmission fidelity 4
Biological process (GO): DNA repair; DNA-templated DNA replication; mitotic cell cycle
Cellular component (GO): nuclear replication fork
Molecular function (GO): chromatin binding; protein binding
Source: RefSeq, a predicted model, not a curated record